Molecule: messenger RNA, 1617 nt
Organism: Coffea arabica (coffee)
Lineage: Eukaryota; Viridiplantae; Streptophyta; Magnoliopsida; Gentianales; Rubiaceae
Product: probable carboxylesterase 7
Molecular function (GO): hydrolase activity
Source: RefSeq, a predicted model, not a curated record
UUGGUUAAAUAGUUAAGAAGGGUGCAAGGGUAUUGUUAUCAAUUUAUAACAUUUAAUUGGGAUAUUUGAUUUUAUUAAAUUGGUAAGAGAGGCAAGUGAUAUUUCAAAACCUCGGAGAAGUUGAGUGAUAUCACUAGAAAUAAAUGUGAGAGGUUUCUAAAAUUAUCCCAUUUUCCAUUCUAAAAUAUGCUUGUCGGAACUAUGUACAACUCUUGUUUAGCAUCGAAAUGCAAAUCCGGUAUAAUCCAGAAAAGUCAAAUAAUUAUUGUCGACCCCACCACACCACCUUGAUCUUUCAGUCUCUCUAUACUUGCGGAUACGAUUGCAAGUUUCUUACCUGCAAAUAUUUGCUUGUCUUUAUUCUGCUUCCUGACUCCUCCGUAUUGCUCUCUCCGUUGUUCAACAAUGGCUGCAAACUCACCUGAGAUACUCCAUGACUUCUCUCCCAUGAUCCGUGUAUACAAGGACGGCCGAGUCGAAAGAUUAUUAGGCAAAGAUAUUGUAGCUGCAUCGGUGGAUCCAGAAACCGGAACUGAAUCAAAAGAUGUCCAAAUAUCACCAGAACUAAACAUAUCUGCUAGGCUUUACCUGCCCAAAACACCUCGACAGGAUAAAAAACUUCCUCUUCUAGUUUACUUCCACGGUGGAGGCUUUGUGGUCGAAUCUGCCUUCUCUCCUCCAUAUCACACGCACCUCAACGCAGUAGUUGCAGAGGCUGGUGUUGUCGCAGUUUCAAUUAACUAUAGGCUCGCCCCCGAGCACCCUCUACCUACUGCUUAUGAAGAUUCUUGGAUUGCAGUCAAAUGGGUUGCCUCUCAUUCGAAUGGCCAGGGUCCUGAGGUAUGGCUCAGGGAUUAUGUUGACUUUGAUAGCGUGUUUUUUGGCGGGGAUAGUGCUGGUGGCAACUUAGCACAUAACAUGGCGUUAAGGGUUGGACUGGAGAAACUGGACGGCUUCAAUCUUGAUGGGAUUUUUCUCAACUGUCCUUAUUUUUGGGGAAAAGAGGCAAUCGGUGUUGAGCUAAAGAACUUAGAGAUGAAGGCCUAUGUUGAGGUCCUCUGGCAUUAUAUUCACCCAAAAUCUGCAGGGGCUGAUGAUCCAUUGGUGAAUCCUGUGAUGGAACCCAACCUUUCGAGGCUAGGCUGCAAAAGGGUGCUGGUUUAUGUUGCGGAAAAGGAUAUCCUGAAAGAGAGGGGGUGGAUUUAUAAAGAAGCUUUGGAGAAGAGUGAGUGGGGCGGAGAUGUGGAGGUUGUGGAAGUUGCAGGGGAAAAUCACGUCUUCAAUUUGUUCUUUCCCAAGGGAGAGAAUGCUUUGUCGCUGCUGAAGAAGUUGGCUGCUUUCAUCAAUAAUAAGAAUGAUGUGUAGAUGCAUCACUUAAAGAAGUGGAUGAUCACUUUGAUUAUUGUCAUUCCCCAAAUCUUUCCAAGUACUUAUUUGAAGUUCAUAUGCAAGUGUUUGUUUCAAAAUACGUAUUUUGUGGAAUAAUCACCGGUAAUGGUGAGAGAUAAAUGAUGUGAUUCGGUACAGGAAAUGCGUUCACAUUCACCCCGCUGGACCUGUUAACCAUUAUCAAUCAGGGUGUUUCUAUUGACCAAUCUUGCUUUAGCUUCUCAAGCC